Messenger RNA from Sinocyclocheilus rhinocerous, 947 nucleotides. Its product is annotated as epithelial membrane protein 3-like. The coding region runs from base 129 to 626 and encodes 165 amino acids. Gene Ontology annotation, cellular component: plasma membrane. The record is from RefSeq and is a predicted model, not a curated record. NCBI's taxonomy places the organism in Eukaryota, Metazoa, Chordata, Actinopteri, Cypriniformes, Cyprinidae. The transcript has 5 exons.
AAUCCUCCAAUUUACUGGAGCUAAAAAGGGAGGAGAGAAGCAACAGACCUGAAUAAACACUGAAAGAGUCAAUACAUAGUAUAUUUUCCUCUGCUGGAUUUGUAUCACAUUUGGUGCUGUUUAUCACCAUGGCGUCCCUUCUGAUAUUUGUCACACUGCUUCAUCUCAUCACACUGGCGGUUCUCUUUAUCGCCACCAUGGAGAAGUCCUGGUGGGUUUGGGACGGCACAGAACACUCAGACCUCUGGUACAACUGCCGAUUUGACAAUGAAACAGAGGCAUGGUUCUGUGCAUCAUCAGAAGAGACGGAGUGGCUUCAGGCUGUCCAGGUUCUGAUGGUCCUAUCUGUGGUUUUCUCCGCCAUUUCAUUCCUGAUAUUCCUGGGACAACUCUUCACCAUAUCUAAAGGAGGACUCUUUUACCUCACCGGUGUCUGCCAGGCAUUUGCUGGCCUCAACGCCUUCACCGCUGCGCUCAUUUACACUCUGCACAAUAAAGAAAUCCUUGAGGACUCAAGGGAGUUGAGCUCGGGACACUUCGGUUACUGCUUUUACUUGGCGUGGGUUUGUGUACCUCUGCUCCUGUGCAGCGGAAUCAUGUACAUCCAUCUGCGCAAAAGGGAAUAGAAACGAGUCUCCUAAAAAAAGACAAGCCAUGCGAAGAAUGUUUGCUGUUGACAUACUCCACUGACUGAUUAUAGACUUUAUGAUAGCUUGCAAGACAUUUAUUUUUCGCUUAUUUAGACUGUAUUUAGCCAUAUAUAAAUAUACACCGCUGAAAUAUGGCCACAACACAGCCCAUGCCGUGGAUCAGCACAGCUUAGUUAACUCUUAAAAGGGCAACCACGACUAAUCUAUCUGAUUAGCUGAAUUAUAUCUAAUUUAAUAAUAAAAGUGGCCAUGUUACUUAAUCUUGUUUCAUACUAAAGGGAUACUUGUAUACAUUAU